AUGAGUACACAUAUGAAACUUGGUUUGAGUAGAUCAUUAAAGGAUACAUCACCACCUCAAAAAGAAAGUCUAUCUAUUCAAUAAGUGUUGGAAAUGUUUCAUUCUCCUUAUACUGAAUAAUUGACAGAUCGAAAGAGUGAAGCAAUAGUAAGAUUUUGUAGACAAAGAUCAGGAGGAUUCUUGUUAGAGGAAAUUCAAGAAUUGAUAGAGAUUUUAAGAUUAUCUAUUGCAGAAAACAAUGCAUUGAUGUAACCAGCCAUAUAAAAAAUUUGCGAAACUGCUUCUGUUCCAUUCAUUAAAUUAAGGACAUCAGAUUAAUUGAAAUUUGUUCCAAAAUUAAGUGAAUUCUUAGAUACUUUGAAACCUGUACUUUAUAGUCCAUAACAGGAAUCAGGUAGUUAAUAGCCUGAAUUACGAAUGCCAGUUAUUAAGUUUUUGAAAUGUUUUGCAGAAGAAGGAAUUAGUGAAAUAAUGAAAGAAGAAGCAUCAUUUGAACAAUAAAAGAAAUAAACAGAAUUAUCACCCUUGUAACAUCUCUUGAAGAAUGGAACAAGAGUAUUUAUAUAUUUGUAAUUUAUUAGAAUCUAAGAGCAUUAAAUCAAUCCAAUUUAAUUGAAAAUAUCAUCUUUACUAUGCAACAUUAUUCAAAAUAGUAUGAAUAUUUAUUACCUUUGCUUGAAUUGAUUUCUAGUUGUAUUCUCUAUAGAGAUUUAGCAGCUAAAUUUUCAAAUUUUGGUAUUCUUAAGGAUAUUGUGUAUGUGAUAUUUGAAUGUGAAGAUUUCAGAUCUUAUAUAGUGAAAUCAUGCUUUGAGAUUAUAUGGAAUACAAUUGAAGUAAUAUGAAUUUAUUAAAUGAAUAGGCAGUUGGAGUAGCAUCCAUUAAAUUAUUUGCAGUUGAAGACAUCAUUUCAGGAUUGAAGAAACUAUUUGAAAAUAUAAUGAAAUAAGGAUAUAAAUUAGAAGAUAAAUGUUUAAGAAAUGAAAUCUUAAUAUUAUUAAAUUAUUUAAUGAGAGAUGAGAAAGUAAAAUAUGACAAUUCUAUUAUUUUAGGCAUUAUAAUAUUUUGUUGAUAAACCUUAAGCACAUACAAUUUAAUCAUAGACCAAUUUCUUAGAAGUCUUAUUAUUUUAUGCUACAAUUGAUGAAGUUACAUUUUAUAAUGAACCAAUCAGAACUAAUUAAUUGAAAGCAUUCUUUGGUACUACUAGUGAAGAUUUAGAAUUUAAGAAAUUAAUUUGGAGUGGAAUUCUGACUGCUGUUUAAUCAGGAAAUUAAGCUGUUUUAGAAGCUGUUAAAGAGUCUCCUUUCAUUAUUACUUUAUUAUUAUAUAUAGAUCCACUUGCAAAUAGUUAUGCUGUUAAUAGAUGGUCACCUCCAUAGAAAAAAGAAAUAUAAUUACAUUGUUUAGGAAUAUUGGGAAAUGCAAUUGUUUAUUUAAAAGAUGAGUAAUAAAUGAAAAUAUUUUUCAACUAGUUUUUAUGAAAAGAAUGGUCUAUUUUGUUUAACCAAGUUUCUCACUAACACAUAAGAAUUGGAUCAUAAAGAAAGAUGUUUAAAGGCAUUCAAUAAUGCAUCAGAAUUUGAAUAGAAUUAUAAAAUCAAAAUUUGUGAUGAAGGUGUAAUGGAUAAUCUUAUUGAAUUUUUGUAAAAUGAAAAUGAUAAUGAUAAUCCAUUAAAAAUUAAAGAAUUAUGUUUCUCUAUUAUCUCCAAUUUAUGUAAAGAAUGCAAUAAAAAUAAAAAAUUAUUUAGAUAAAAAGGUGCUGUUGAAUUAAUGGUUAAUGCAUUAAAGAAUCCUAAUUUAGGUACAAGUGCAAGAUAUGCUCUCUAUGCAGUAAGUGUUCUUGAUUGCUUAUGGAACACUAUUUUAGGCAAUAGAAAAUCUGAAGCUAUCUUUUUAGAUUCGGAAGGACUCUAUGUAUUAUUGGAAUUCUUGGAAACUUGUGAUGAUAUGCAUAAAAAACUUACUCUAUCUUGUUUAAGUUAUUUGAUGGAAAAUCCUAAAGCUAUUCCAUACUUUUGUGAUUGGAAUUCUCCAAAAACAAUGAUUAAUAGUACAUAAUUACUUGUCAAGAUUUAUGUUGGUGAAGAUCAAAGAUAUGGAGUUAAAUAUUCAGAUGGAAUUGUUACUAAUAAACUUAGACCAUUAAAUCCAUAAAAUGAUCCAAGUCUUAGAAUAUCUAAUUAACAUGGAGAUUAGAAAUCAAAACAUAUGAAAUCUCUUAGAACUUAAUAGGAAGAUUUAGAAUCAGAUGUUGGUAGUGAAGCAUAUUUAGUGAGAAGAAUAACUGAAAAAUCAGCUGAAUAUGAUUUAAGAGCAAUAGUAUUUGCUAUCUUAUAUAGAACAGGAUUUGAUAAGAAUGAAUUGUUACCUAAUGAGAAAUAGAUGGUAGAAGUUAUAUAAUUAUAUCCUCAUUUUAAAAUAGGAGAAAUAUGGAGAGAAAUCAAAUAUGAUUUAGAAUAAGAUAAAAUUAAACCUACUUCAGAUGAUUAUCAUUGGUUAAUGACAUCAAUUGAAGAAUCUGAAGAACUUGUAAUGAAUUGCAUGAAUACUUAAGGACUAGUAUAAUUAUUGAUUAAUAAUUUAGAUUGCAAGAGAGUUUAGAAAAGUUUAAGAGGAAGAACUAACCAAAUUUUACGAUAUUAUAAGAAGUAACAAGUUAACUAAAUGA
Messenger RNA from Paramecium pentaurelia, 2668 nucleotides. The record is from the annotation of a GenBank genome assembly. Lineage: Eukaryota; Ciliophora; Oligohymenophorea; Peniculida; Parameciidae.